GAGAUCUCCGCGACAUACGCCCUCCCACACCGGGGUCCUAUUAACGAGCACCCCAGGCUGGUCGGCUUCACAAGCAAUUCAGCUGGGUGGGUCGUCUUCUUGUGGAAGACAAGCAUACCGACUACUCCCAAUUGGACCUCAACGUCGCAUCUUUCGAGCUCUAGGCUUGCUUGUACUCCUCCGUGGAUAGUAGAUUGACACCUGUAUGUCAUCUGCACAGAUUGGAGCCCACUACACCCUCCUCCUCAUGCAAUUCUGUGUACGAAUGAUCCCUGCGUCACGAAAACUAAACGGCUCGGCAGACCAAGCCUCCAGAAGCCUCGCCAACAAAAAGACAAGUCGACAGCCGUAGAGCUGUGCCGAUCCUGGGGCAUGGGGCAUAGGCGGCUAUUGAAAACUCGACAUGGCUUUUCUCGUAGCAACAUUCUCCCGACAAGAAGCUAGAGCGAAGGGUAUAUCAACCUUCGUUCUUGCUGUUCCACUGUCCACCUCAACCCCGGGUUUCCCAUACUCUUCAAUAUACUCCUCUUGAUACCACUAAUAUGGGUGCUGGAAAGAAGCCGGUCAACAUUUUCAAGUUGAAUCGGGGUGAUGAUCCGAAGGAGGUGCUCAAUUGGAGACUAUGGUUUGCUGUAUUCUCCUUCGGCAUCAUGGGCGCUGCUAGAGGUAUCGACGAAGGUCUCAUUUCUGGAACCUUCAAUACCAAGCAGUUCCAAAACUCCCUCCACUUGAAUGAUCUCGACGAUAAGACUUAUGCCGACAUCAAGGGGAAUGUCUCUGCCAUGGUACAAAUUGGUUCUGUUGCUGGUGCCCUUCUGGCCUUUCUUGUCGCUGAUCGAAUCGGUCGACUCUGGGCCACACGUCAACUCUGCAUAGUCUGGAUCCUCGGCAUUGUCAUUUUCUUGACAAACAACGGUCGCCUGGGUCAAGUCUACGCCGGCAGAUUUAUUGCAGGUAUCGGCAUCGGAGAAACCACCGUCAUUGCCCCCGUUUAUAUCGCGGAAAUUUCACCCAAGGCUGUGCGAGGUCUCUGCACGUGCGUCUUCGCUGGCUCCGUGUACCUAGGCAUUAUGCUUGCAUAUUUCACUACCUGGGGUAGCUCUCUCCACAUCAACCAGAACACAUCCACGGCGUGGGUUGUUCCCACGACACUUCACAUCAUGUUUGCCGGCAUCAUCCUGAUCCUUUCGUUCUUCAACUACGAAUCACCUCGCUACCUCGUCAAGCGUGGCAACGUUGAACACGCCAUCAGGAACCUCGCUCGCGUGCGCAAUCUGCCCGCCGAGCAUGAGGUGAUUGUCCACGAGAUCCGCGACAUUCAGCACCAACUCGACGAAGAGAAGGAAGCCACCAUGGGCCAAGGAUUUUUGGGCAUGCUUCGCGAAAUUUUCUGUAUGCCCAACAACGCUUUCCGUCUCUACCUUGGUCUCGGCGUUCAGCUCCUUUCACAAUGGUCCGGUGCGGGUAGUAUCACGAUCUACGCCGCGGAUUUCUUUGCCCUUCUCGGGACCAAAGGCCAGAACGAGAAACUCUUCGCUACCGCCAUUUUCGGUGUGGUCAAAUUUGUCGCGGCCAUCAUGUGUGCUCUGUUCUUGGUCGAUGUGAUUGGCCGGAAGCGAGCUUUGAUAAUCGGUAUCAGCCUCCAGGCCAUUUCGAUGGCAUAUGUUGCUUCGUUCCUCACGGCUGUUCCGGAUCUUGAGGAUGAGGGUUUCACAUUCACCCCGUCCCAAAAGCAUGCUAGCAUUGGCGCUAUCGUCAUGAUCUAUCUUUCUGGCUUUGGAUGGGCGAUGGGAUGGAAUUCCAUGCAAUAUCUGAUCAACGCCGAAAUUUACCCACUUCGUAUUCGAGCCUUUUGCAGUUCUCUGGUCAUGUGCUUCCAUUUUGUCAAUCAAUACGGUAACAGCAAGGCGGUCCCAUCGAUGCUCCUGGACACCAGCGACGGUGGUAUGACUGCGAAAGGCACGUUUUGGUUCUUCUUCGCCAUUACCGCCUUGGGAGGCGUAUGGGUGUGGUUCACUAUCCCCGAGACGGCCGGCUUGUCACUCGAGGCUAUGGAUGGCUUGUUCAGUCUGCCUUGGUACAAGAUUGGUACACAUGGAAGGAAGCAGGCCGAUAUGCAGACACAGUUGGACCGGGAGCGGGAGAUUACGGAAAAGCACGAAGAAACCCAAGUUGAGAACCUCGGAGAAUCAGAGAAGAGGGUCUAGAAGAUGCAAACGGUGUAUGAGAAAUUUCAGUCUCAGACUGUUUUGUGCGUCCAUGGUAGAGGAGGACAAUCGGGGUGAUACUGUGUUUGUGUUGCUGUGAAGGCACCCCACCAUGGUCGCAAGGUACAUUAGGCACUGUGGAAAGCCGAGGAUUCUCUCAAACUAUCUACAGUCCCAGAAUGUAUGUUCUGUGAGAAUUCAAAUACACCAGUUCUAUGCAACAGUGACUUGGACUUCUAAUAUACGGAAUAAGGAAAGAAUAGAUUGUUGAUUCCUAGCAUUAGUCAUCCUCUGGUUUGAUCCACGGAUACGAAUACGAAUACCAAUC
Molecule: messenger RNA, 2535 nt
Organism: Exophiala oligosperma
Lineage: Eukaryota; Fungi; Ascomycota; Eurotiomycetes; Chaetothyriales; Herpotrichiellaceae
Exons: 5
Coding region: 543-2207 (554 amino acids)
Biological process (GO): carbohydrate transport; transmembrane transport
Cellular component (GO): membrane
Molecular function (GO): carbohydrate:proton symporter activity
Source: RefSeq, a predicted model, not a curated record